GACGACUUGUACUAAAAUCCGUGCCAACAGUGUCCUCGGUGUUGUUUAUAAAUCUCGCCCCCAAUAGGUCAGCAUUUAUGACCCUGCCCAUUGAAAGUUUUAUUGACUGUUCGUGCUGAAUGGCGCUCGUUCUAUUGAUUCGCUGUAAACUGACUUGGUUCGCAGCAGUUUACACGCUCGAAUAGAGACAUACAUUUACAUGUACCGGGAUGUGUUUAACCGAACUUGCUCGUUACUAAGUUGUGUGUGCACGUACAACUGUAUUAAAGUUUACAUAUUUGUGAAGCCCUUUGAUGAUGAUGAUGAAGUCACCCGUUUCCAGGUUUAUAGGGAGGACUUGUACGCAACUAGCUAGUAUGAGAUCAAGAGGUUUUUUGGCAUUGAGCCGAUUCACCAUUGAGCCUUCACCAUAAACCAUGCAGCACGAACGAUUAUUACAAGCCUGCUAUUGGUAGUAUCACCGCACAGACCAUGCCUGACUCGCUUUCGAUCUGCAUCUGGUAACUAAUUAUGAUCCAGAAAAACAGCGUGUGUGUCAUGAUGAACCGACAUCAGUGCUCGCCCAUGCACCGACUCACUGGCAAGGCCGCGAACCCACCAAUUUUGUGUUCUGAGGGUUUUCUGACUUAGUGAGGGUGACUCGAUUUCAGCAAAGAUGUUCACCCGUGUAGAUCCUGCCCAGAAGUCGGAUAAGUAUUUCCUCCGACAACGCUGGGACGAAUCACCCGCCGUAAGCCAGCAAACAGACGCCAUGAAAGGAAGCACCAUUCGGGACGCCCUUGAAGAUUUCUAUACCAGAGAGGUCGAAAUUCCCGCGACUUUAUCUGAAAUAAGAAAAGCUAAAUUGGAUCAGAUCUUGCCUGGCCUGGUUGCCCGAAUCCAGCGAAAUACCUCAAGAGUUAGGUGCCUGGAGCCCAUCUAUGUUGGGAGUGUUGCAGAGGAAUUAAACACCCGGCAAGGCAGUGAUCUGAAUAUCAUUCUACCAUUGUCCGUGGUCGGGACAGUUACGCCCGUCCCCGCAGCUCAUCAACCGGGAAUGUAUGAGCUCAGACUCCCACGCUUGUUCAACAUCAAAGAAGUGAACGAGGAUAGGUGGGUCGGAUGGAGAGGUGAUCGUGACUGUUUAUCACCCGUAUUAGCCAAUAAGAUGUUCCGAAAGUUUAUCACAAAAUGGCACGAAGUCAGGCAACACACAGGAACGGUGGUCGAACCGAAAACUGCUGGCAAAACCUCGCCAGUUCGAGUUGUAACCACUCUCAGUGAAGCUGAGAUUGACCCCCAGGACAAGAUCUUGUCGAUUGAACUCAUCCCUGGGAUUGCUAUCGGCAGGAAGAGCUCCGGUGACCGACGACUGUUUGUUGCUAAAGACUUCAACCUCGCGACUGAUCCCUGCUGCGACUUGCUUUGGACUAUCGUAACCUACGAAAACGAGAGGACGCUGUUGUCGAAAGUAAACAAAGCAGACGACGGCUGUAGGUUGAGAGCUCUGAAGAUUCUGAAGGCGUUACGAUGCAAGGAUGAAACACUGGCCCAGCUUACAACGUACCAGAUGAAGCACGCCCUCUUGCACCUGUGUGACGAACAAGUAGAUCAGACUCACUGGCAGAGGCGAAAACUCGAACAAUGCUUUGUAGAAAUAUUGCGCAAAUUGGCCGAGUUCGUCGCGCAAAAAGAACUGCCGCAUUUCUUUGUUGAAAAGGUGAAUCUCAUGGAAGGUAUCCCUGAAAGGACAUUGGCGAAAUUGGAAAGCCGUUUCAAGGUGUUGUCCAGACGGGAGAAAGAGCUGGGACGACUUUUGAAUAAAUGAACAGUUCCCAUUCACUGACAGCUAAAUAAACACUCGAGAGACGUGUAUAGCCUUGCCACAAACUAUCAGAAUAAUAACAUUUAGUAAAAUAUGGUAUCAUCACCUUCGCUGAUGUUAUUGAUAAUGAAUCUGACACAAUGCAUAAUGAGAUACAGCUUUGCAUCUAGGCCGUUAAUUUGUAAGUUCUUGACCACCAUUAACAAUGACGGGUUUGUUAUAACGAAAAAAGAAAUUAAUUAAUUUGACUGCACGUAUAAGGCCCACGUAUUCAACACCUUCACUAAAAUGUAAAGCUUUGAUAACAUCAAAAUAUAUGUACCAUCCAUCCAACUUGGAAACAUUAAAUGCACAAUAGACAUGAUACCUUUCCUACGUACGUAGAACCGUUAUGCAUUUUAAAAUCUAGGAAUCCAUUUAAAGAUUUUCAUUACCAAAUUAUAGAAGAAGACAAAACUCAACGAGAACAAACUUUGCUGGCGGGAGGGGGGUUAAUUGGAUGGAGAUAGUCUAUGUAUGUAAUAGACCCUUGGAAGCAAGGGUCUAUCAUUAUCUGAGCCGAGUUGCUGAUAAAUAAAUGUAAGACAACCGCCUCUUCACGAUGACCUGUAGAUUUUGACCGUCGGCAGACGCUUUCUAUUGUGUCUGGUCAUGGAUAUCUAUAAAUAAAACAUAGACACGUUAUGAUAUUAUUAUUAGUAUUUAUUUAGCCAUUCUUACAACAUAAAGAAAGUCAAGGAACAGCAAAAA
Patiria miniata (bat star) is the source of this 2554-nucleotide messenger RNA. Its product is annotated as cyclic GMP-AMP synthase-like. The record is from RefSeq and is a predicted model, not a curated record. The transcript has 3 exons. The coding region runs from base 656 to 1807 and encodes 383 amino acids. Lineage: Eukaryota; Metazoa; Echinodermata; Asteroidea; Valvatida; Asterinidae.